Molecule: messenger RNA, 2793 nt
Organism: Anolis sagrei ordinatus
Lineage: Eukaryota; Metazoa; Chordata; Lepidosauria; Squamata; Anolidae
Source: RefSeq, a predicted model, not a curated record
UUUUGCCCGGAUGUGGGCUGUGUCCUCCUCUUCCUGUUUGGGCUUCUCCUCCAGAAGAGGCUUCUUGGGGAACUCCUGCCUUUGGCUUUUCUUUCUUGGAGGAUUUUGGAGGAAAAGAACAAAGAUUUCAGCCUGAAUUCCUGGAUUUAGAUGGAAGGAACUGGAGGGAUGGAGUUUUCUAGACAAAAAGCCUAGACUGCUAUGGUAGAGUCUAGCAUUUCCCACAGUUUCAGGCUAUUAUCUAAGGAUGAAAAUGGAGACCCGAGAAGACCUUCCAAGUCAUAUACCAGGCCAGGUGUCACGAGAAGUGAGGGGGAGCUGCCACGUUGGGAUUGCAGAGGCAGCCUUGCAAAGGAGACCAAUGGAUAUGAAGCAGGAGUUCAACAAAGACUCUCUUCACCAGUGGGAAACCCAAUGGCAGGACUCCCCGAAGAGCAUAGAAGGCCCUCACCCAAACUGGGGGACCUCUCAGUUGAGGGAGGAACCAUGGGACGAUGCCAAAGCCUUCCUGGCCUCCUUUGAGCAAGUGGCCCAAGCCUGCCGGUGGCCCAAGGAAGAGUGGGUGCCCCGGCUCCUGCCAGCAUUGAGCGGAGAGGCCAAGCAGGCCUUCACCGGCCUGGAGGCCGAAGGCAGAGAGGAUUAUGGGAAAGUGAAGGCCUCCAUCUUACACGGGGAUGCCAUGAGGCAGGAGGAGCUGCGGCAGUGUUUCCGGCGUUUCCAUUACCAGGAGUCCGAGGGGCCGAGAGGGGCUUACGGCCAGCUUCAGGCACUGUGUUGCCGGUGGCUGAAAGCUGAAAAGCAUUCGAAAGAGCAGAUCCUGGAGCUGCUGAUCUUGGAGCAGUUCUUGGCUGUCCUGCCUCCAGAGAUGGAGGCCUGGGUCAAGGAAUGUGGUCCAGAGACUUGCUCCCAGGCAGUGGCCUUGGCGGAAGACUUCCUCCAGAAGCAGGGAGAGGCCAGGAGGCAGGCAAACCAGGUGCUGUUAGAGGAAGAGGAGGCGGUGGGUUCCCCUGAAGCUGUCCAAGCCCUGCCUGAGAUGGAGAAGAAGAAGAAGCUUAGUGUGGAGACCAAAGAGGAAGAUGACGACAGGGAUGCUGGAUCCUUGGGUGAUGAAUGGGAAACUGAGAAUGAGGGGCAACUAAGUGAGGAUUCCUCAGAAAGAACAGAGUGUGAAGCAUUGGAGGAGAAUGUUUGGAGCCAAGAUGGGCCAACGAGCCAAGACGGAAGCCACACAGAAGAGUCGGAAGCCAGGUCCUUCCCAUUUCAGGAGGGAGGCUUCCACAGAAUCUCAGUCCAUCAGAAAAGUGAGAAAGAAAAAAAGGGAAUUUCUUUCCCCGUUGUUCAUUGGAGAAUUCGCCCUGAGGAUGAAUCAGAUUUAAUGUUUGCAAAGACCUUCAGUGAGAGUGAAAACAUCACUGAAUGUGAAAUGCUUUAUGAAGGGACAAGUUCCAGCAUAUACCUGAAUCAAAGUAUUUCUGCAGAUGAGAGACAGUGUAUGAAUCCAGAUCUUGGUAAGAUGCAGCACCCAAGGACCCAGCAAAGGGAGAAGCUGUUUAAAUGUCUGGAGUGUGGGAAGUGCUUUGGUCGGAGUACACACCUUAUUUCACACCAGAUCAUCCACACAGGAGAGAAGCCAUACCAGUGCUCCGAAUGUGGGAAAAGCUUCAUCCAGAGCGCCCACUUGCUGAAGCAUCAAAAGAUUCACAGAGGGGAGAAACCAUACCACUGCCUGGAUUGUGACAAAAGUUUUGCCGACAAGCCGAGCCUCAUUCAACACCAAAAAGUACACACAGGGGAGAAGCCCUAUAUAUGUACGGAGUGUGGAAAGAGCUUCAGCUACCGAGGAAACCUUAGGGUCCAUCAACGGAUGCACACAGGGGAGAAGCCGUACACCUGCUCUGAAUGUGGCAAGAACUUCCGUGACCAGUCCAGCCUUGUCAGGCAUAAGAGAAUCCACACCGGAGAGAAACCUUAUACGUGUUCAGAGUGUGGGAAGGGCUUCAGUCAAAGUACCAACCUGACUUUACAUCAGAGAAUCCAUGCCGAGAGAAGCAGUCACACCAAACUCAACAUUUGCUGAAUGCUGGUGUGGCUGUCUUAGUGUUUUCUCCCAAUUCAACAAACAGUCUGAUGGCAUCUUAAAAAUAAAUACCCUUUAACAGGCAUCCAUAACAUUUUUAAACAGAGGGCUGGGUUCACGGUCCCUCAGACUGUUGGGAGACAGACCUAUAUUUUGAAAAUCUUACGGAUACUGCAUAUAUCUUAUUUGUGGUGGAAAAAAACAUGAAAGAACAAUAUUUAAAAUGAAGAACAAUUUUCAUCAACAUAAACUUACCAGUAUUUCAAUGGGAAGUGUGGACCUGCCUUGGACUGAUGAGAAAGUCAAGUUCAUUAGGAUUGUUGUUUACCUUCAAGUUAUUUCAGAUUGAGACUAAAGUUUAGGGCAGGGGCUGGGUAACUGACCUCGAAGGGCUGCAUCCAUCCCCCAGGACUUAGUUUGGGAAACCUUCCUCUAUAUAGUCAUGUAUAAUUUUAAAAAUCCACGAUAGCCUUUUGGACUUUUAGUGAUAGUUGACGCUGGAUUUGCCUUUGGGCUCAUGUCUCCAAGAGCAAGUCUGUAAUAUACCCAAACCAGUGUCACAUUUCAAAUGAGUUGAUUUGUAGUUGUAUUGUCAAAGGCUUUCAUGGCUGGAAUCUCUGGGUUGUUGUAGGUUUUUUUGUGCUAUAUGGCCAUGUUCUAGAGGCAUUUUCUCCUGACGUUUCGCCUGCAUCUAUGGCAAGCAUCCACAGAGGUAG